Messenger RNA from Sceloporus undulatus (fence lizard), 1549 nucleotides. Its product is annotated as interferon alpha/beta receptor 1-like. Bases 25 to 1326 code for a protein of 433 amino acids. Gene Ontology annotation, biological process: regulation of blood pressure; blood vessel diameter maintenance. Gene Ontology annotation, cellular component: extracellular region. Gene Ontology annotation, molecular function: hormone activity. The record is from RefSeq and is a predicted model, not a curated record. NCBI's taxonomy places the organism in Eukaryota, Metazoa, Chordata, Lepidosauria, Squamata, Phrynosomatidae. The transcript has 11 exons.
AAUGGGAAGAGGCAUACCUGGUGAAUGCUUGAGCUGGCAUUUGCAUCUGAACCCAGUCAAGUUCCCAAACCACAGAUGAACAACAAAGGAACAUGCCUUCUCCCACCACAGAAUGUAACUUUAAUCUCUGAAAACUUUUACUCCUUCUUGACGUGGAUCCCAGCUUCAGACUCGACCAACAAUACUCAGUAUGAGGUGGAAAGGAGUAACGGAUCUUUUCUUGAGUGGGUCAAAGAGGCAUCAUGUAAAGGAAACAAUGUGAAACAGGCCCAGAGGUGCCAACUUCAUCUCUCAAAACUUACCAACAGUUUAUUCAAAUUCUAUCAAGCCAGAGUGCGAGCGAAGGAUGGAUCCAGACUGUCUGAAUGGGUGCGUUCAAAAGAGCUGCAAUUGUACAAAGACAGUGUUGUUGGUCCCCUUAACCUGUUUCUGGUUGUAGCAGAUGAGAAUCUAACUGUGACAUUCUCUUUGCCCCAAACUCCACUGAAAGAGAGCGACAGGAGAGUCAUCAUGUCCGUUCUGGAAGUCCUCAUCAUCCUUAUUGAAGAAGGUGAUGACAACACCAAGAAAAUAACUGCCAAACUCAGAAUGAACCACACAUUUGAGAAUAUGAAACCAAAUGCAAACUACUGCAUCAAAGCUACAGUGAUCAGCCAACCAGGCAAGGAGGCUAUGCAGUGUAUCAAGAUGCCCAGGAGAUCAGCAGAUAACUACCAGACCCCUUUUGUUAUAGCAUCCAUCAUUCUGUUCGGGUUCAUCCUGUUCGGUGUGGUUGGAGGGAUCUUCCUUAAGCACUACCUGUACCCACGCUCUUCAGAAAUGGACUUCCCAAAAUCAUUGAUGUUUCUGAAAGUGAAUGGAUCCACACUGAGAUCUAGCCUUCACCUGGACAACGGUUCUGUCACUUCCCUCUCAAUGUUGGUAGUAUUGCCCUCCAGCAACAAUGUACUGACAGAGCAGGAAAGAUGCCAGAUCCAGAUGGAUACAGAUUUGAUGCCUACAGAUUUUAACCUGGUAGACAACACAGUGGGAUUCAUACCUGAUGAUGCCCCUUCUACUGGAGUUCAUCAGUCCCGGAAUCUGAAUUCAGCACCCUCUGCCUUUGAGGAAGGAAUUAAUCAGAUCCAGAAAAGUGGUCGGUGGAAUGGAGGCAAGGAGUCAUUUCAGGAUGAUGUUCCUGAUAAUCUGGUUGAAGAUAUCAAGACCAUCCUCUGGAAGCUGGCAGCAGCAGACAAGCUCCGAAGCCAAACUUUUGUCAAAGCAGACCGAUCUCCUCAGAAGCCAAGUAAGAGAGCUUGUUUUUGGAAGUACUGUGUCACCAACUAAGCGCAAGGAACUGCUUGGCCUUUUCUCUGUAUCAGUCUCUGCUUCUUCAGAUCUCCCUUAGAGAACUUCUUUGGGCCCAGCCUGUCCAAAAUGUGGAAUGUCUGCUCACAGCCACACUUCACUGCCGCACUUCAUCUCAAAUAAACCAUGGCCAUAUCAUUAUAUUAAAGAACUCUAUACUGCAUUGCAUUGUCAGAUUGCACUGAUGGCACCUUGAAGUGGA